Ambispora leptoticha is the source of this 214-nucleotide messenger RNA. The record is from the annotation of a GenBank genome assembly. NCBI's taxonomy places the organism in Eukaryota, Fungi, Glomeromycota, Glomeromycetes, Archaeosporales, Ambisporaceae.
UAUUGACAAGAAAGAAAAUGACAACGAACAAUUACAAGGGAUAAUUAGUGAUUUUUAUUUUUCCCUUGACCUAUUGGGAUUUAAGUUCAAUCUAACCCCCUACAACUCAGAAAUUAAAUUACUAAUCAAAAAUUGGCAGGAAUUACGAAGAAAAGAAGACUACCAGCAGGCGGACAAGGUUCGAAAGAAGUUGCAAGAAAUGGAUAUUAUCUAA